This is a messenger RNA of Strongyloides ratti, 447 nucleotides long. Its product is annotated as STAT transcription factor, all-alpha domain-containing protein. The record is from RefSeq and is a predicted model, not a curated record. NCBI's taxonomy places the organism in Eukaryota, Metazoa, Nematoda, Chromadorea, Rhabditida, Strongyloididae. The transcript has a single exon. Bases 1 to 447 code for a protein of 148 amino acids.
AUGUAUUUUCUUUCUGAAAUACCAUAUAACGAGCGAUGUGAUUUUAUUAGAAUUGGUAGACAAAUGAAUACUACAAAAGAUGAAAUAAUUAAACAACAAGAUAAAUACAUGAAUAAGUAUUCAGAAAUAGCCAAAAAACGGUAUGAAGAAUAUAAAACAAGUCAGGAUGAAAAAAAGACAAGAGACAAAGCAAGAUUAGAUAAAAUGGCUAAUAAAUUGUCUAAUGAAGCUAAACAAUUAUAUAAUAAAAUUUAUAGUGUUAUAAAUAAUAAUAAUGUUACUCUUUUUCAAGAAUAUGAACUUUGUCAUACAAUUAUAAAUGAAGCACCAUUUAAAAAUGUUGUUGAAGCAAGUUUUUUGAUACCUGCAAAAUAUUAUGCUGAUGAGUAUGAUGGUCACUUCAUUUUUCACAUUCAUGAUGAACCAUUAGGAUGUUACAAUUGUUAG